AUGCCCUCCAGAUCAGAUAUCACCUAUUUCGGUGCAGGACCGUCUGGUCUUCCUCACGAGGUAAUCGAGGAUGCUGCCCAGGCUCUUGUCAACUUUAACAACACUGGUCUAGGCAUUGCCGAGCAUUCGCACCGCUCGAAUAUAGCUACAACUAUUCUCAAUGAAGCGAAAGCUGAUCUAGCCUCCUAUCUUGAUAUUCCUGAUGACUAUGAGAUUCUUUUUAUGCAGGGCGGCGGCUCGGGUGAGUUCUCCGCUUUGGCUUAUAACUUUGUCGGCGCUUGGGUUGCGCGCAAACAAAGGGAAAUUGGAUUUGAUGGGCUCAAUUCGGCCGUGAAGACGGAUCUGAAGCUGGACUACAUCAUCACUGGCAGUUGGUCACAGAAGGCAGCGGCUGAAGCUGAGCGACUAUUUGGGGAGGAGCAUGUCAAUAUUGUGGCCGAUGGCCGCAAGAUGAAUGACGGCAAAUUUGGAAGCAUUCCGGAGGAGAGUACAUGGAAGCUCUCCAAGGGUGCUGCCAUGGUCUAUUACUGUGACAAUGAGACGGUUGAUGGCGUCGAGUUCCCCGGCUUUCCCAAGUCUCUCGAACCGGGGCUUGAAGGUGAUGAUGGUCCAAUUGUCGUUGCUGACAUGAGCUCCAACAUUCUUUCACGGAAGAUCCCCAUAAAGAACUUCUCGGCUAUUUUCUUUGGCGCCCAGAAGAAUCUAGGAGUAACGGGUAUCACUGUUGUGGUUAUUAAGAAGAGCUUCCUACCACCUGCGACAUCUCAACCUUCUGCGACUCUAAUGAGACAACUGGGUCUACCUAUUCCACCUCGUGUCUUCGAAUAUGAGACUGUUGCUAAGAAUAAUAGCCUCUAUAACACGCUAAGCAUUUUUGAUGUGUAUGUCGCGGGUCGGGUUCUGAAAGGACUGCUGCUACAGCAUCCUGAUAAAGUUGAAGGACAGCAAGCCAUAUCCCAACAGAAAGCUCAACUUAUCUACAAAGCUCUUGAAGCGCAUCCCGAUGUUUACAAGAUUGUUCCUGAUAAAACAGUGCGGUCACGUAUGAAUAUCUGCUUCAGGAUUGAGGGCGGCGAUUCGGUUGAGAAAACCUUUGUGGAGGAGGGUGCUGCCCUGGGACUAACUGGGCUGAAAGGCCACCGAAGCGUGGGAGGAAUCAGGGCAAGCAAUUACAACGCAGUUCCUCUUGAGGGUGCAGAGAAGCUUGCCGAGUUCAUCGGCGCUUUUGCGUCGCAUCGGGAAACACCUAGAAAAGAAUGA
Molecule: messenger RNA, 1260 nt
Organism: Talaromyces atroroseus
Lineage: Eukaryota; Fungi; Ascomycota; Eurotiomycetes; Eurotiales; Trichocomaceae
Exons: 2
Coding region: 1-1260 (419 amino acids)
Biological process (GO): L-serine biosynthetic process
Cellular component (GO): cytoplasm
Molecular function (GO): pyridoxal phosphate binding; O-phospho-L-serine:2-oxoglutarate transaminase activity
Source: RefSeq, a predicted model, not a curated record